UGAGCUUUACAGAAGCAUCUCUGGAUUUAUGAAUGAGGACACAAUAUCCCACAGAAGUGAAGUGAACUUUCCCAGUUUCUUUGAUUGUGCAUUGUAUUGUAUUGACAGUUUCACCCAAGACAUGGAUCUGUGUAUUGGCCAUCAAAAGGGAAAGUUGUACGGUUUGGAGAGGAUUUGUAAACUUGCUUGCUUUCUCUUAUAUUUUUAAUUGGAAAUUUUAAGUCAACACCUGAUGGUUUUAGUCUUGCAUUUGCAGCAGUGAAGUAUUCAGGGCUCUUUUCCUGGUGGUGUUUUUGGAGUCUAGUGUUAGGUAGAUAUUUCCCCAGUGUUUUCUGCUGUUCCAUUUCAUCUUGAUUCAAGCUCCCCUGGGGUCUAGCCUCAUCCCUCCUGGUGUUCUCUUGAUAUUCAGGGCACUUCCAGGACUGAAACCUGAGCUAGCUUGUUUCUUUCUAUCAGUGUGUUGGAGUCAGUGGGGGUCAGAGCCUGAAACCCUUGGCAGACUACAACCACCAUUGCUCUCACCAUUAAAUCUUGUACCCGUCACCACCCACCUGCUGACUCAGCGAUACCACUUCCAGUCCAUUUUCUCUUCUCCUCCUCCUUUAAGCUCUUGUGAUGCUAAAACAAAGAUGAAUGAAUCUGGAUUUGUUCUAAAGGCUCUUAAGGAGUGAAGAGCAGAAGAAAGUGGUAUUCAUACAGAAUUGGCUCACAGCAUUUUUUUUAAAAUUAGCUAGACCAUUUAAAGUAGAAUUUGAUUUGAUUCUCAUUUGCUGGUUUCUUAAAUGUGAAAAUUUGGUGCUUUUCAGAUGACACGUGACUUCCUCCACAAUGGGAGCGGUUUAGGCCGUUUUGUCAUGUUGUCCAUGGAAAUGUGACUCAUUUCCUCCCACCACAGAGUGUAACUGUAACCUCAAAUCUUUAGUCACCACCUCUUUUGUUAUUUAUAAAGCCAGACUCUAAUCAUUGCUGUGACAGUGGCAAAUAUACAGCUGUUGAACUGCAGUCACUCCAAGUUGACAUGUUGUCACCUGAACCUUGUAGCUGUCUGUAUUAUCCUAAUUGCUGUUAUAUUGUACUGCAUACUGUAAGUGUGACUUGUAGUGAUGGUAGUGUAUUUAUUGUUUGUUAUUUUUGUGGCUUUUACAUUUUUGUUAUCCCCAAAGACAAACUGUGUGUGUGUGUGUGUGUGUGAGAGAACGUGCUGAAAACAUGAGUUUAGUGGUUGUUGUGAAUGCACUUCCUGAUACUUUGCCUUCUGGAAAUCUGUUCAUUUUUAUUCAAGAUGUGGUCAGACCAUAUUAUCAGUUACUUCAGGACUUUAUUCAUGUCAAAUGAUUUAGUGGUAAUAAAAACUGGACCAUGCAGACAUCCAGUUACUACACGUUUGUCUCCCACUUUUUUAACUGCGGGACUCCAUUUCUACCAAUUACUCUAGCCCACUCAUGCCUUUCUUUAAUAUUGCUCAGUAGCUCUUGUCUCUUACACUCUUUUCAUGUUCACUCGUUUGGAAACAGCUUUAAAAUACAGUUUGUUUGCUUUGACCAUGUCAAUACAGCAUUUAUGCGUUGUAGUUUUUUGGGGGGGAUGCACCAACUUCUUAAACAGGCAUUGGUUCUUCAGCCUCAGUCCCUUCAGUUUUGAUUAUAUCUGUGAUAUUCCUUCCUUUACAGUUAGAAUAAGAAUAAGAACUGACUUCAUAUUUUAUGGUUAAUAAGUGACUGUGUGAGCUUUUUUGAGGCUUCCUUGGAAAACUACAGUGUUGUAAUGGAUUCUGCUUUUGCAGGAUUCUGCAUUAAACCUAUUUUGUCUCAGCUAGACUGGUAUUUUGAAUAAGGUAGAAGGUAAAUUGUGUGCACUUACAUUAAUAAUUAAUAGUUAAUGAUGCCAGGCAGAGAGGACAGAGAGCACUGAUUGUAGUGUAAAAUAGCUUUAACAGUAAAUGCCAUUUAAAUCUUUAACCCUGAUUCCCAUUCAGUAACAGCUAUGUCCCUCACAUUUCUCCCUGAAUAGGUGUUGCCCUCCAUAUACUGUACAUUAAAAUAGAAAACACUGCAUAGAACUUUGUCAACGUUUUUUUGUGUGUAAGUGCCUCCAUGAUGAGUAAUCUGCCUGUCUUGUCAGGCAGCCCCUAAAAAGAGUCAUCUUUACUCAUAUCCUGAGAUGAGGCAUGUUAGGGUGGAGCGAAACGACUGCCACAUAAUUUAGAGAUUGCCUGGGAAACUGUAGCACAUAUCUCAGCUCAUUUAGAUAAGUGAAAGUACUCCAUGUUCCCUAAGGCCUUUACCUUGUGGAGAAGUAGUACACAUAUUAACAUGAGCGUAAAAGAGAGAGAAAUGAAUGGAUUUAUAAAAUCCAGUUAUGGUCCCACAGUUUGUGUGGCCUGUUAGCAGAUUACUGGCUUUUGUUCAGCUGUGUUGGUUUAACAAGUACACUAGUGAAAAAAACCAAAAAAAACCCAAGUACACUAGUGAAAAAAACCAAAAAAAAAACAAGUACACUAGUGAAAAACAGUAAUCAGUUAUCUGAAGCUAAGCUGGAGUGAGUUGGAAGCAUUUGCAAUAAAAGUUCCGUGUCACUUCUGAAGAAAGUCUCUAGCAAGACAUUUGGGUCAAAGUGUAAAAUACACGAGAUGCAAACAUGCUUAAUCUAGUCUCUCAUUUACAACCACAAUGUUUGCCAGCAGACCUAAUUAUAAGGUAGUGCAGUUUGUUUGUGUUAUUUUUUUUUAAAUUACAUAAGUCCCAUGGCAGCCAUAAUUUGAUUUUAAGACUUGUUGACAAAGAUGUGCAGUAAUCUCAGACAGUAUAGUGUGAGCCACUGCAAAGGAACAUGUUGUUAGUAUGUUAUUCAGUGAAAAGUAUUUAAAUCGGGCAUGUCAUGGCAACAUGUAGCAUGACUGCCUUGAAACCCGGCAUCUAUACUAUUAGGGACAGCUGAGCAGGGGUGUCAUUUAGAACCUGAAGUCAGUAUUAACUCACUGCUUUGGCAUGUGUCUGUAUUUAUUUACCAAGCAGCAACCUCUGGGCCUGUAAAAAUGAAGCCAAUGUCCAAGUGCCAAAGGUGCAUUUCCUUAAAUGGCCAAUUGAGGCUGGUUCCAAAGAUGAGCAAUCUGCAGCUGUGCAGUUACCACUCUCAUUUACAUGGUUGCUUUUAAUGCAAGGUGGGUGCUGAGACUGUUUUGGUGCAUGUUGGAGCUUUUUUAAGCUCAUUAUUUUACAUUAUCUGACACUAGACCGACAAACACUGCAAGAAGUCUUUUCAUAGCUUAUUUAUUUAUAGGGGAUGAAUUUCAGCAAUGAUGAGAGGGAUUGUGUUUGUGUAAUACACCCUUAGCUAUGGAUGCCUUGAGCUGGUCAAACUGGUGAUAACUUAGCACUGCCAUUAGCACUUAGCACUCCUCUCAUAAUUUAGCUGUUAAAAAACAAAACAAAACAAAAAGUAGCAAUAGUAAUUAUGGCUGAAAUCUUUAAAACAGUAGUUCAGGUAAGUUCACAGAGGAUCUUUCCUAUGUGCUAUAAUAGCAUAUAUCUGCAAUAAGCUAAUAUCAGAAAAUGCUGUUAUAGGUUGAUUCAAUUGCAAGUUGUUCGCAAAUUAGAGUGCCAGAUUUAGCUAAAGUAUAGAUCAGCCUAUAUGUAAUGGACAGUCAGUACACCUCUUGCUUUAGUGAUCCAUUUAUAUAAUCUUAUGAAGCUUGUGGACAGGGAAUCUAUCACAGUUAAAUGUAGAUAACAUUCAGCUUGAAGAAAUGAGAGAUGAUUAUCAACUGACAGACUAAAAUAUAAAUUCAUUACAGUUCAUUCAAAUUGGGCAUUUUCCAAAGUUCAAAGUUUCCUUCAUUCCACAGACCGUGUUAUAUAAAGAAUUAAAGAGCUUUAUCCUCCAAAAAGAAGAAAAACAGCUCAGCAGGAACAAUGGCUAAUGUGUGUUUGCAGGAUUAGCCACUAAGCAGCCUAUUGGGUAGUAAAGGUAGAAGGGGGUGUAGUAAUCAGAUUAAUGACUUCAUGGUUUAAUCAAGUUCUGUGCUAGUUCCUUCUCAUUAUGCUUCUUAUUCUUGGUGCAUUCUCGGAGUUUUCACUGGCCCCUGUGAAAUGAAAAUGUUUGCGUAUUAGGUAUUAUCAGGAGUCUUUGCACCACUGUAUUCUGGAUCUUCAAACUAUCAGCACUCAAUUAUUAUUCCAGGACAGGUUUUUCUUUUCUCUUUUAUCCCAGUGAGACGGAUUAAUUUGCGACUUAUUUUCCUAUCCUGUUGCUUCAUGAAAACAGUGACCAUGUUGCGGAGAAGAAGUGAGUUUUUUGUUUUUCUGGACAGUGCUCUUUCUGUGAUUACACAAAAAGAGGAACAGAAAGAAGAGCCACCGCUGAGCCCUAGUGACGAGUAUCUACAGGUGCUACUGCAGAUGAAAACGACCAGUGCUGAUCAGUUUGACAACUUGGAAAAGCAUACACAGUGGGGGAUCGAGUUUGUGGAAAAGUACACCAAAUUUGUCAAGGAGAGAUCAGAAAUUGAAACCAACUAUGCAAAACAGAUUAGGAAUCUAUCAAAGAAAUAUCAGCCCAAGAAGAACUCCAAAGAAGAAGAAGAGAGCAAGUACACCUUCUGUCGAGCCUUCCUAACAACACUGAAUGAGUUAAAUGAUUACGCAGGUCAACACGAAGUUAUUUCUGAGAACCUGACAUCUCUUAUCAUCACCGAACUUGCGCGCUACCUACAAGAACUCAAGACUGAGAGAAAAUCGCACUUCCAUGAUGGGCGUAAGGCACAGCAGCACAUUGAAAGCUCGUGGAAACAGCUGGAAGCGAGUAAAAAACGGUUUGAGAGGGAGUGUAAAGAGGCAGAAAGAGCACAGCAGUACUUUGAGAAGAUGGAUGCUGACAUUAACGUGACUAAGGCUGACGUGGAAAAGCGAAGUUUCCAUAAGGCACGACAGCAAGCUCAGAUGAGGCACCAGAUGGCUAGUGACAGUAAGAGCGAAUACGCCGCCUACCUGGAGAAGUUCAACAAGGAACAGAAUGAACAUUACUAUACAAUUAUUCCCAACAUAUUCCAGAAACUUCAAGACAUGGAGGAGAAAAGAAUUGAGAGGAUAUCAGUGUGCAUGAAGACAUUUGCAGACGUGGAUCGCCAGGUGCUGCCCAUUGUGGGAAAAUGUUUAGAUGGCAUGACAAAUGCUGCCGAGUCCAUUGAGCCCAAGGCUGACUCUAAGCAGGUGGUGGAGUCCUUCAAGUCCGGUUUCGAGCCCCCAGGAGAUGUAGAGUUUGAGGACUAUGGCCAGGCCAUGAAGAGGACAGUAUCUGAAACCAGCCUGUCCAACACCAAAGAGAGCAAAGAGAAGCCUGGUGUCAAGGCCAAAAGCAAACUGUGGCCUUUCAUUAAGAACAAGAACAAGCUUAUGUCCCUGUUAACGUCCCCCCACCAGCCCCCACCUGCCCCCCCAGCCUCAUCCCCACCCUCACCCUCUGCUGUUCCCAACGACCCCCAGUCUCCCAAGCAGCACAAGGAGCCCCUCUCCCACCGCCUCAACGACUUCAUGGCCUCCAAACCCAAAAUGCACUGCCUCCGGAGCCUGAGGCGAGGGCAACAAUCUCCGCGCUCUCUCAUUUAUCACAAAGAGCUAAUGAAGAGGACUCUGGGCAGACCCACGUAUGCUUUUGAAGCAAGGCAAUAUGUUCUUUCUCUCAAGCUGAUCACACUCAAUUCCCACGUCCGGAAUCUCAUUGAGGGUUCUGUACCGGAGGACUUCAGUCACCUGCCGCCAGAGCAGAGGAGGAAGAAGCUGCAGGGCAAGAUCGAUGAGCUGAGUAAAGACAUACAAAAAGAAAUGGACCAGAGAGAUGCUUUGACUAAGAUGAAAGACGUGUAUAUAAAGAACCCUCAGAUGGGAGACCCGGCCAGUGUGGACCCCCGGCUAACAGAAAUAGGUCAAAACAUUGAGAAGCUCCAGUCUGAAGUACAGAAAUUUGAGGGCUGGUUAGCAGAGGUGGAGGAGAGGAUGCCGUCUAAGAGUGAUUCACACCGGAAAAGCGGACUCUAUGAGACCCAGAAUAGCACAACAGUGAGCAACAACUGUGCACAGGACAGAGAGAGGCCCCUGAGCAGCCCGGAUGGCAGCUACACAGAGGAGCAGAAUUCAGAGGUUCAGGUCAAAGCCCAACCCAUCCCCACCCCAACCACCACGACGGAGUUCGAUGACGAGUUUGAUGAUGAGGAGGUCCUGCCUACCAUCGGCACCUGCAAAGCCUUGUAUCCCUUCGAAGGUCACAAUGAGGGCACCAUCUCCGUGGCUGAGGGUGAGCUGUUGUACGUCAUAGAAGAAGACAAAGGAGAUGGCUGGACACGCGUGCGGAGGAACGAGGAUGAGGAAGGAUACGUGCCCACAUCCUACGUUGAAGUGUUUUUGGAAACGAAUGCCAAAGAUUCCUAAAAGUGUGAGGCUGGCUGAGGAAUGGCAGGGCAAGCAGCCUCGGAGAAACCACCACGUUCCUCACAUGCUCACAGAGUCAGAGAGAAAGAUGACCUGAGUCUAAAAGAAAGAGAGACGGCCGAUUAGAACGCAUCUGAAUUUUCCAAACAAACAAACAAAAAGAAAAAGUUUAGACAGAACGCAUCGAAAAUUUAGUGCUCAUAACUUCUCCAUUUUUAACCCCCAUUCAGCAGUCACAGCCGCAGUACACAAACGGCUUUAUGUUGUUUGCAGCAACGCUUUGCUUUUUAAUGAAACUAACUGCUCGCACCAUGUGCGGUCAUGACUGAGGCUGCUGGCUUCCCUGGCUCUGCCACUUCUCUUUUUUCCUUCCCUUUGCCCUGUGACACACAAACACACACACAUACAUGAAGGAGGGUGUGGUCAGAGACAGGACAGAGACAGGACAGAGACCGACAGGAGCGGACGGACAGAAGAAGCAGGUGGAUGAAACGCUCGCUCGCUCACUGACUCGAGACAGAAUCAUCCCAGCUUCAUCUGACGCCACAAGAUGCUCAUACUCACGCCUUCCACUUGAAUCAGCUCUGUAUUUGCAGGUUUCACUUAACUGGAAUCAGAAGAACUGAAGGUGCUAAUCAUCUGUCUUUGUCUCCUGUGCUUCUCAUGUACGUUCGUUUGAUCUCAGUGGUCGUUGGUCUUUUGUGUCACAGUUUCCACUUUCCUCCUCACCAAGAUCACUUCCACAUAUCCAGGACCAGCUGAAGGGGCAGAACUCUAGAUGAUGGUGUCAUCCACCAUCCAUACCAUCCAGCCAUUUCUUGUUCUGUCACUGGUGCCUGUUCCUCUCUCUGGCCACACCUCACCCCCUUCCUCACCUCCACAGCCCUUCCCCCCUCCCUCAGGCUAUGGCGGCUCAGGCUAGCUCCCUUGGCUGCUUUAAGCCUUUUUUUGUUUUUUCUUUUCUUUUGCAACAGCUCGGGGGGCGGGGGUCCCUCAGCAUUGUGGUGUGCUGCAUGCUUGCCCUGUCUUCCUCCUCGCCCCUGUGCUGGCGGGUUGGAGGAGGCGGUGGGGGUGUUAAGCCUGCUUACGCCCCUUCCCUCCAGCCUUUAAGUUCAGUUAACCCUCAUUGCCUAGUCAUACUGUUUGAAUUAACCUGAAUGCUAUUGUUUGGGUUUGGUGCCUGUGGGUCUUUUUUUUUCUUCUUUUUUUUUUAAAUUACGUACAUGUUUUUUCAGUCAUCUGUUCAGAAAGCAUGUUUCCCUGUUUUUAACAGAAAGUAAGUGAUCUCAAAUUUGUGUAGUUUAAUCACAAAAAAGGACGAUAGGAACCCAAAGUGUCAUUAUGUUUUUUCUUUUUUUCUUUUUUCCUGAAUGAUCUCAUGCAUAGAUAGGUCAAGGUUAUUUUGUUUUUUUUGUAAGUACAGUACGUAUGAGAAGUGUUAGUUUGCUAUGUUUUGAUCAGAGUGUCUAAUGCAAGUUGUUAGUUUAAAGUUAAUCACCUUGUGGAAGUGGCUCCACUUGGUCCAAGCAGCACCCAAAAAUGAAACCUAUGAAGAUAUGAGUUACACCCGAUGUUUGUAACAAGCUCCACCUACUGUCUACUGUAUAUGAAAAUAUACUGUGAUCGUUUUCCUGUGAGUUUUUGACUGAAAUGUGACAACACGCCGAUCAUCACCCGUUUUGGGCCUUAACAGGUUUCACUGAGAGGAGGAACGAUGCUGACGUUCGCUGUGGUAUGGUGAGGAGACGAAGAUGUGAUUAUCUCGAGGGGGCAAAUUUCUAAUCAUGAAACUGUCAGGGUAGAGAAAUGAUGUCCACUGAUUCCCCCUGCUCAAUGGCACAUAAUGCACGUGAUUUUUAACAUUUUUGUUUCAUAUAUGACGAGUGAAGAUUCUCUUUUUCUUCCUUUUUUUUCCUCUCUUCUUUUUUUAAAGCUGGAAUGAUAUGUUGUUGCUUAUUGUACCUGAAUGGGACUAAAAUCCCUUAACUGCAAACGUGAGUAACCGUUACAUUGUUUUUAUGUUUUGGAUGAAGCCAUCGUAUAUUUGUCUAAUGCAGAAUUUUAUGAACACUCCCCGUGUGGAGGAAUGAUGGACGUACUGAUCAUUUGGACUGCCGAUGUAAGGAAUGAUCAAAUCCCUGCUGAAUCAAAUACCACGUUUGCUUUUGCCCCUCUCAUCGCUUCACACAUCACGGUGAUCAAACAAUGUCUGGCAAAUGAUACGAUUAAAUCCGAUGAGGCAGCAGUAGCUUUAGGGCAGGCUUUGCUCUGACACGAGACCACCACAAACCUUUUCUGUCGAUGCCCCAGAAUAACUCGCGUGUACAGUGGAAAUGGCGUGAUGGAAUUAGAGAAAAUAUAUAUGAGUAUAUAAAUAAAGUUUAAAAGGAAAACAUCUAUUUUAACUAUGGAGAGUCUUACCAUUACUUUAUCUGCUUUGCAAAGUAAGACUUCUUUUCCUUUGUAAGGUCUACCAGAUGGUGUGUUUUUGCACUUUUUCGUUUGUGUUCCAUUCGGUAGGCCAUGCUUGUGUUUUGGAGCACUGAAUACUUUGUAUUGUGUUUACUGUGCCAAUUAAAUAUGCCUGGAGAGUAAACGGUG
This is a messenger RNA of Haplochromis burtoni (Burton's mouthbrooder), 9023 nucleotides long. RefSeq names its product formin-binding protein 1 (gene fnbp1b). The record is from RefSeq and is a predicted model, not a curated record. Gene Ontology annotation, biological process: signal transduction. Gene Ontology annotation, molecular function: protein binding. Lineage: Eukaryota; Metazoa; Chordata; Actinopteri; Cichliformes; Cichlidae. The coding region runs from base 4254 to 6422 and encodes 722 amino acids. The transcript has 20 exons.